UUAAAAUGUUUUUUUUUUUCACAGCCUCAGAAUCACAGCCCAAGUAUCGUGCUACCUUUGUCAUGUACAAGGAGGGCCGCGAUGAUGCUCAAUUGUGUUUCAGCGUGAAAGCAAAACCAAGCCAGAUCUACACGCUCCUUUCAGACAAAAAUGGAGAAAUUGAGGUAAAUGGCCGCAUGGCUAGCUCCGUUGUUGCCUCUACUGAGCUGAGUGAGAGUGAGACUGUACCACUCAUCCUGGACCGUCUGCUGGUGAAGGUUCGGGAGGGCAAUCUGGAAGUCUCCCCAGACAGCCUCCUGCUGGGAUCCACGCUCACCAUGCCCUGGGGACAGAACUGGAAGGCCAGGGUGCAAGGCAUGAGAGUUGCUGUCAGAUCUGGCAGCCAUCUGUCCAUCCGGCUAUCGUCACGACUCACGCUGGUCAUCCACAGGCACACAGGCGACCCCUCAGCACACAAGAAUGACUUCCUCGGACUCGAAAUCAGAAAUGCUGAUGGUUUUUCUCAGGAGGUGGAUGGCAUCAUUGGUCAGUUUGAACGCCGAGAGAUACACCUGGAUGCAGGCAGCAUCACUGGUGAGGGUGCCAGCAUGAGAGGGCAACUCAUAGUGGGUAGCCAGCGCCUGGAGGUCCGUCAGUCAGAGAGGAUGGACAUCCGUGAGGAGAGGGCCAGACAGUGUUGGUGGUACGCAGGAGGGGAUGAGGUCCUGGAGAAAAGCCUGAGGCAGUACCGUGCCAGGCAGUAGAUGCUUAAGGUGACAAUGCAUUGUGAGAGUCUACUGUUGAGGGGCAGGUUAACCCUAAGUAUGACACCAAGAGCUUAUUUUGUUCUCUGAAACUAAUGAAUAUGUUUAAGCUAAUUGGAGGUUGGAAACAGGAUUAGGAGGUCAAGUCUACCGCACUCGUACCAAGUAUUGUUUGGUUGGGAGGAAAUGCGACAUGGGUAGAGGGGCUUAAUCAAGUCAAGUUGGCUCUUGUACAUGGGGUUGCCUUACUUGACCUGAAAUUGCUAAAAUGCAAAGUUUUGAUUAAAUGAUUGUUUCAGUUUAACAGAUCCCGGUGCAGUGAUUACACAAGGCUAUGCGUAUUUCGAACUUGUUGAACCAAUCUGGCCUCCAAUCUGAAGAUGGGCAGUGUCAAGGCCACAUGUUUCGUGUUUUAGAAAUCAACAGUAUCAGCAGUUUAAAAUUAAAACCAGCACAGCUGGAGAACAGGGCAAAACGUUUGCCUUGUUAAAAACGAAUCCACAGCAUUCAGUUUAUCUUGGAUAAAGCUAUACCCCACAUGUGCUUUGAAGAAUAUCAGUCUGCAAGAACCAUGUUGGGACACCUUUUAGCUGUUGCUGCAUCUUUGUUUAAUUAUUUCAAGAGUUAACUACUCCUGCAGUAUUUACGAAGAUGAUCUCUAAACAAAUCUCAAACAGCUAAGAGCUAAGAUUAGCCACUAAUAUUGGGCAGUAUCCUUCAAUGAAUUGUUGUAUAGUCUUAAUUUUUCACACCAGAGAAACCCAUUACUGGACUUCACUGUGUUGUAUCGCCCGCGAUAAAUAUUUGCCAUAAAGUUUCCUUAGGGUUGCAGUUUUAGUUAGUACAUGUACUCGUUUUUUGGUUGUAAACUAUACAUAUGUUGCACUUGUGUAUUACGAUUUACAGCAGCUGAAGUCCGCAGAGCUCUAAAAUAUCUUUUGACAGUUAAGCUUAGUAGAUUAAUUGGCUGAUGGGAGUUGAUGGCUGAUGUUUACAAAACAUAUAACUCGUACCGUGAUGAUUCCAAGCGUUCCUCACGGUUUUUUUUACUCCCCAUAUUUAUGCCUUCCUUUAAUAACGACGAAUACUUUCACAUUUUGUCCGCUUCAGUUACCAAUUAAGAGUUUCUAUGGAUUCACUCUUUCUGUAGAGGUCUAUAAUUGUUGAAAGUAGUGGAAACCAGUUGGAAAUGUUUUGGGUAUCGUUUCGUGUUGACUGUCCAUUAACGGUAUUUUGUGCAAAAAAGAGGAAAGGGGGUAGUAUUACAGGGUACCAAUUUGCGUGAAAAUACCCUGGACGUUAUUAGGCCUGCCUCGGAAAAAUCCUGGUGACGCGUCUAUAGCUUUGCGCGCUGUUUUAUGAUGUAAUUACUUUUGUAGUGUUGUAUCAAUUUUUUCAUGUGAUACACAUAAUAAAAACUGCUUUAAUACAUUCAGUAUUACACUUUAUCGACAGUUUGUUUACAGUGAAGAUUUUACGUAAAUGGACAGAAAAAAACUUGCAUAACUAGAAGGAGGUGACAAAAGACAAAUACUUAUCAAUUAAUAUAAUUUUGUGACUUGCUUGUUUUUGGGCCGUUUAUGUGUUUUUUGUGUGCAUUUAUGGUGCAGCCUUUCCAAACAGUAUUAGAUAAGAGAAGAGCCAAAUGAGGACGUUCUCGAUUAUAAAAUAGAUUAGAGCUGUUGCAUAAAAGGAUGGAUUGGGCAGAAAAUCAACGAUUUACACCUUAAACACUAUGGAUGUCUUCGGUGUUUACUUCAUUUACAUUUUUUUCCUGUCAAAAUAUCGAUCUUUAAAGGGAUCUGCCAAUUAUUUUGAUAAUUAUUAGCUGUGUAUUGCACAAAAAUAAAAUGUCCAUUUAUUAUGCUUGUACGUUACCAUCA
Messenger RNA from Acanthaster planci (crown-of-thorns starfish), 2626 nucleotides. RefSeq lists its product as uncharacterized. The record is from RefSeq and is a predicted model, not a curated record. Gene Ontology annotation, biological process: hyaluronan metabolic process. Gene Ontology annotation, molecular function: serine-type endopeptidase inhibitor activity. Lineage: Eukaryota; Metazoa; Echinodermata; Asteroidea; Valvatida; Acanthasteridae.